CAGGAUAAGAGGGGUAGGAGUGAAGAGAUUGCGAGAGUAUGGGGUGUGGGAGAGAGUGAUCGAGGGUGGCCGAUCCAAGUGAUUUCAUGGUGGCGCACGUAUCAAUUUGAGGGAUCGACGAGGGAUAAACGACGGGUUCCAGCAUAGCUUUCACCUUUGAGAAUCGUACAGGAGGAAAAGAGAAGAACCCAUAGCCCCCUCCCCACUCCAAAAAUAUACGAGAAUACUCCCCACCACUGGGUCUGAAACAGGGCACGCGGCUCGUGUGCCGUCCCUGGGUCCUCCCGCACACGACAUACGUCCGCCGCCACGCGACCGAUGCACACGCGUGCGGGAGCUAGCAGCAGCAGCAGCAGCAGCAGCAGCAGCAGCAGCAGCAGCAACAGCAGCAGUAGUAACAGCACUAACAACGACACUAACUACAGCAGUAACCAGGAAUUGCAGCAACGCCAGCAGGAUCAGCUAUCGCGGCAAUAGUGUGUGUUCACCCACCUUCUAUAUUCUACGUGGCGACGGGGAUAAGUGCAUCCGCGAAGAAGUCCUCGCGAUAGCAAAUUCAACAUAUCCAAAUCCUGACACGCGACCUCAGGAAGCUGUGCCACGUGUGAACCCGAUCGACAAGUGCAAUCCAAAGUUGUUGUUAUAUAUAUAUAUAUAUUUUUUUUAUUUAUUUAUUUUUUUUCUUUUUUCUUUUUUUUUUUUUUGAAUCAUUAUUCGUCUUCACGAGUUUCUUUAUUUUUUUUUCUUUUUCUUCUUUUUUUGAUUUCUUUCAAUUUUGCCAAAAAAAAAAAAAAAAGAAGAAGAGAAAACAAAAGGAAAAGUGACAUCAACGAUAUUAAUCCUCGAAUAUGUCGAUCAAUAUGAAUCAAGGUAAAGUGUUCUACGAAGGAGAACUAUCGAAGAACUAAAUCGUUUUAAUGUCUACGUUUGAUUCAUUGGACCAACGAUUAUUAUUCAAGGUUAUUCAACGAGCAUUCUCGCUCGCUUGAUACCGCAAUGCGACUCAUAUGACACUUCGUCCAUCUAACAAAAGCAUCGUUAUGGGAUCUAUAUUAUACAUGAGAUAACACCUACCUAAUUUUGAAAGUAAAUCGUUCGAUUAUCCUGGAUCACAGAGACUUCGUCGUAACAUUAAAAAAUUGACAUUACGAUUUUACGAGCACUGCCGAUAUCUUUGAAACUUCCAAUAACGAUUACUUUCUUCUUCUUCCUUUCUUCCUUCCUUCCUUCCUUUCUUCCUCUCUUUCAUAAAUAACUUAAACAGUUAAUAAAAAAAAAAGAAAAAACUCUCGUGAGAAAAUGUGGCGAGUAGUAGUAGCACGUUCGGACGAGAACAGUACUUUGUUGUCCUCGGACAUUACUUCUGGUGCCGUAGCACCAACGCAUUUACCAUCCGGUCAUCAUUGGGGUUAUCCACCUCCGCCGCAUCAUCCUCCUUAUCAACCGCAACAUCCUGACAUGCGUCAUCAUCAUGAUAUGCGUCCACCACCACCUGACCUUCGUCAUCCUCCGCCAUCCAAUAUAAACGAUAUCAGAACUCACGAAAUGCAAAGACCUGACCUUAGGCAUCAAGAGAUGCAAAGACAUCAAGAUGCACAGAGACAUCAGGAUAUGCAUAGAUCAGAUAUAAUUAGGCAUCAAGAAAUAAGACAUCCCGAUGUUAGGCAUCAGGAUAUGUCCGGGAUGAGAUCAGAUAUGACCGAGAUCAGAACCAAUCACGAAUAUUCUGAUCUUAAAAUUGACGAGAUGAGAUCUCAAGAUGCUAAUCAACAGCAACAACAGCAACAACAACAACAACAACAACAACAACAGCAGCAGCAACAGCAACAACAACAACAGAAUCAAGCUCAUCAUCAUUCGAGGAAUCUCAAAAGAGCUAUGAGCGACUCUGAUUGCGAUGACGUCUUUUCCGAAGAAAGCGGCAAGGAACCAUGCAAUUCACCCGGAGGUGAUUCUUGUCAGCACGCAUCGCGUAAACGUAGAAGGGGAAUGAUCGAAAAGAAACGCCGUGACAGAAUAAACGCAUCCCUCGGAGAACUGAGAAGAUUGGUGCCUGCAGCAGCUAGAGACCCUCAUAGUGCAAAAUUGGAAAAGGCUGAAAUACUUCAGCUCACGGUCGAACAUUUACGUACUCUUAGAAAUAAAGGGCCCGAUGGUUACGACAGUACUAAAUUAGCUAUGGAUUAUCAUGCAGUUGGUUGGGGUGAAUGUGCCGCCGAAGUUGGUCGUUACUUAAUCACUAUGGAAGGUUUGGAUGAGAGAGAUCCAUUAAGGUUACGUCUUCUCUCUCAUUUACAAAGUUUCCAUAGGGAACAUACAACAGGACCACCACCUUCAACCGGUGUCCCUGGGCCAGGUGUACCUUCAGCAACAACACUUACAUCUACCUCAACAGUCAGCAGUUAUGAAUCUCCUAGCACGGUAUCUACUGGUAUGCCACCAGGACCUGGUACUAUGCCACCAUUACUUGGUGGUGGUGCUUUAGGUUGGAGCCAAUAUCCAACACAAUAUGCACAACAACAAGGCAAACCUUACAGACCUUGGGGAGCAGAACUUGCUUAUUGAGGAUACGAUUAUUUAGGAGAAAGUAUAUAAAUAGUUCGAUAUUAAUUUAUAAAAUUUUCUUUUUUGUUUCUUCCCAUUUUUUUUUCUCUUCUUUCCUUUUUCUUUUUUUCUUUUCUUUUUUUUUCAUCUUCGAAUAAAUCAUUCUCUCUUUUCUUAUAUAUUUCGAUCGAUUACUAAUCCAAUCGAUUGUAAUAGAAAACAAAUUUUGUCGAUCUUGACAAUUUACAAAAGAGCCAACGAGAUAAUAAUAUCUUGUUUUUUUAGAUUAUUGUACAUAAGUCAUAGAUGUGGUAUAUUUUGUAUAAAACGAUCUCUCGAAACGUAUCUCAGGAAUUUUAUAUGACCAAAAAAACUAUUAGGAUUAGAUACGUCCGACAAGUGAUACGAUGAUAGUCAUAUAUAUAUAUAUAUAGUAUAUUA
Molecule: messenger RNA, 2985 nt
Organism: Vespa velutina
Lineage: Eukaryota; Metazoa; Arthropoda; Insecta; Hymenoptera; Vespidae
Gene: Hey
Product: hairy/enhancer-of-split related with YRPW motif protein-like
Exons: 4
Coding region: 1300-2565 (421 amino acids)
Biological process (GO): regulation of neurogenesis; regulation of transcription by RNA polymerase II; anterior/posterior pattern specification
Cellular component (GO): nucleus
Molecular function (GO): DNA-binding transcription factor activity, RNA polymerase II-specific; protein dimerization activity; RNA polymerase II cis-regulatory region sequence-specific DNA binding
Source: RefSeq, a predicted model, not a curated record